Messenger RNA from Electrophorus electricus (electric eel), 10766 nucleotides. Its product is annotated as msx2-interacting protein. Gene Ontology annotation, molecular function: RNA binding. Lineage: Eukaryota; Metazoa; Chordata; Actinopteri; Gymnotiformes; Gymnotidae. The record is from RefSeq and is a predicted model, not a curated record.
CGCCAGUCAGGAGCUUUUUCACACGAUCUCACGGCGUUCAUUUUGGAAGGCGGAUUUCCCGACGGUCACAGAUUAAAAUACGUGAAAGAGCAUAUGUGUAUGAACGGGAAAGGGGACACGCAGGAUGGUUCGGGAAACCAGACACCUUUGGGUGGGAAAUUUACCCGAACAUGUUCGAGAAGAAAAGAUUGUUGAACAUUUUAAACGGUAUGGGCGAGUGGAGAGUGUUAAAGUCCUCCGCAAGCGGGGUUCCGAGGGUGGCGUGGCAGCCUUUGUGGAUUUUGUUGACAUCAAAAGUGCUCAAAAGGCUCACAAUGCAGUCAACAAAAUGGGGGACAGAGACCUUCGCACUGAUUACAAUGAACCUGGCUCAGUCCCUAGUGCUGUGCGGGGACUGGAUGACAACCCCCCUUCUAGCAGUCAUGGGAGGGAAGUUGCGGGUUUCUCAAGGGGUGCUGUGGGGCCCGUGUACGGACCCCCGGUGUCUCUCCACACCAGAGAGGGACGCUAUGAGCGCAGAUUAGACGGCAGCUCAGACAGUCGGGAUCGAGCAUACGAGCACAGUCCUUAUGGACACCAUGAACGCGGUGGCACUUUUGAUAGGCCGCGGCACUACAACACAGACUAUUACCGUGACCGCACCAUGUUUGCCUCUGGGGUCAGCUCCAGCCCAGCAGUUAGUGCAAUUAGUGGGGGAUUUGAUACCCCAGAGUCUCAUUUUGAGCCCCGAAUCCGUGAUCCCUUCACCUUGUCCACCUCUGCCCGUCGGGACCCCUACCGUGAUGACAGGGGCCGGCGUGUUGAUAGGACCUACCAUCAUCGCCGCAGCAGGUCCUCUCACUCCUCACAGUCAAGGCACCCCUCUCCCCAAAGGACCACUGCGCAGACUCCCAAAGCUCCUCACUCCCCCAAAAGAGCUCCAGUCUCUCCAGGCAGAGGGCCCCGCUCACGGUCCCGCAGCCGAUCAUCCAGCUCGGAUUCAGUCAGCAGUACCAGCAGCACUGGUAGUGGCAGCAGUGACUCUAACAGCAGUUCUAGUGAGGGGUCCCGAGCACGCUCAGUUCAGUCUGCAGCCACACAUGCCCCUCCAGCUCCUCCUCCAUUAUCUUUGGACUGUGAUGAGCCACGUAGAAGCUUUGGCAUUAGGGUUCAGAACCUUCCUGUGCGAUCCACAGACACAAGUUUAAAGGAUGGACUUUUCCAUGAAUUUAAGAAAUAUGGGAAGGUGACAUCUGUGCAGAUACAUGGAGCAUCAGAGGAACGGUAUGGCUUGGUCUUCUUCAGACAGCAAGAAGACCAGGAGAAAGCUCUUAGUGUAUCCAAAGGAAAGCUCUUCUUUGGUAUGCUGAUUGAGGUGACUGCCUGGAAUGGCCCUGAGACGGAAAGUGAGAAUGAGUUUCGCCCUUUGGAUGGGAGGAUAGACGAGUUUCACCCGAAGGCUACUCGGACAUUGUUCAUUGGAAAUCUGGAGAAGACGACCAACUAUCAGCAACUACUCGAUGUAUUUCAGCGCUUUGGCGAGAUAGUGGAUAUUGACAUUAAGAGGGUUAAUGGCGUUCCUCAAUAUGCCUUUGUGCAAUACUCUGAUAUUGCCAGUGUGUGUAAAGCCAUCAAGAAAAUGGAUGGGGAGUACUUGGGCACCAACAGACUCAAGCUUGGUUUCGGCAAGAGUAUGCCUACGACUUGUGUGUGGUUAGAUGGUCUGUCAUCUAACAUCACAGAGCAGUAUCUCACAAGACACUUCUGUCGCUAUGGACAUGUGGUCAAGGUUGUUUUUGACAGAAUAAAAGGGAUGGCUCUUAUUUUGUAUAACAACACUGAUUUUGCACAAGCUGCUGUAAGAGAGACCAAAGGAUGGAAGAUUGGUGGCAACAAAGUUAAGGUUGAUUUUGCCAGUCAGGAGAGUCAAAUGGCAUUCUAUCGCUCUAUGCAGGCAUCAGGACAAGAUAUCCGUGACUUCUAUGAAAUUCCCUCAGACAGAAGAGAUGAUCGAAGACCUCCAUAUCAUGACUUCUCAGCUGAAAGAGCAUACUACGAGAAUGUUAGGACCCCAGGAAUUUAUGCUGAGGAUCCCCGGCGAGACUAUGCUGCUCGCAGUCGUGAACGUUAUACAGAAUUAGACCAUUACCAAGGUGAUCACUAUGAUCCACGCUAUCAUGAAGAUCCUCGCGAAUACAGAGAUUAUCGGGAUCCCUUUGAGCAGGAUAUCAGAAAGUACAGCUACAUUCAGCGGGAACGUGAGCGAGAACGUGAGCGUUUUGAGGCUGAUCGUGGCAGAUGGAGCCCAUCCCAUCAACGCCGACCCAUAACCCCUUCUGUCUCCCCUUCUCCAUCUGACCGUGUCUCAAGAGAAGCAGAACGCCGUGCAUAUAGGCAUUCUUCUGAGAGAAGUGGCAGCUGCAGUUCCUUAUCACCAACACCUCAGUUUGAAAAGCCAGAAAAGUCUCCAGUGGAUUACAAGACCGAGAGUCUUGAGAGGGAAAUGGAGCAGGCUGAGGCAGAUCGUGUAAUUGGGGCUGAGAAGAACAAGCGUGGCAGGCGCAAGGAUAAAGCAGAAAGAGAGAAGGGAGAGAAAUUAAAGUCACGAAGGGGCAAAGUGCAGUCCCCUAGCAUACCUCUGCCUGAAGCAGACAGGGAACCCAGUCAGGAUUCAAAUUCUGGAAAAAUAAAAGUUUCAGAUGUAGAUGGUUCAGAGAGGCAAAGACAUAAAGUUGAAAGUGAACCACCCCCUUCUGAUCCAAUGUGUCGCCUUGAACCGCUAAAAGGGGAAAAACUUGAUGCAAGUAAAUGUGAGCCAGUGGACCGGGAUAGCAAAGGAAGAUCAAAAAAGCAUCUAAAACCUGACCCUGGAAAUGAAGGAAAAGAACCCCUUUUGGAUUCUGAUAGACUUGCAGCAAGAAAAAGACGUUUUGGUGAUCCCAGUAGCAAAGCCAUAAGACAGAAAAGAGGUCGCCUUGAAGAUGAACAGAGUAGUGGGAUUAGCCAAACUGCAGACUUAAAUGUAUCUGUUGCAAAAGAGGCAGAAGGUGAUGUGAAAAUGUUAGAAAAAGAGACACAGAAAAGGGAACAUUCUAAGUUCAAAUCUGAGAAACUGGCUUGUCAUUUGAAUCAAAGGGAAGAGUUGGAUCCCAGUGUGAAAGCUGAACCUCAGACUUCGUCUGUACCCCAAGGAGACCAUUCUGAAUGCAACACAGAGUCUUUAGAUUCAAAAUCUCAACCUGGACCAAGCAUACCAAGACGAUUCUCCAGUGAUGGAACCCCAGAAAAGGACAACAAAGGCAGGGAAGAGUAUUUGGAUAUAGAUCUUUCUCAGAGUUAUCGCAAGCAAAUGGAGCAGAACCGAAGGCUUCGCCAGCAGCUCCUAGAGCCUGACAAGCCAGGAAAACCAGAAACUCCACAGUGUGUGGACACAGAAGAUUUUGAACAUCGUAGCUUGGUGCAUGAGGUAGGAAAACCACCACAGGAUGUCACUGAUAAUUCUCCACCAAGUAAAAGUAAGAAACAGGAGCAAUUUGACAUGGAUGUAAGUGCAAAGAGAGAGCGUGUAUACCGGAUUUUCCGGUCAAAGAAUGAAGACUCAGAAUGGAACAGUACAAACUCUCCAAGAUUUCAGCAUGCCUCUCAGCAAGCAGAGGAAGAAUAUACAGACGUUCCCCAUUUAAUCACUGUCAAAGAUGUAAAAGAACUACCUAAAUCUGAGGAUAAUGCUCAUCCAGAUCUGGAGCUUGCAAGUAAACGAGUACAACCCCCACAGGUGUCCAAGCUAAGCACACCUCUACAGGAUGAGCAGCAGAGACGCUGGGAGAGUCGUUUAAAACAGGACUUAUUACCUGACUUUUCAAGGAGCUCAGAAAAGAGACGACUAAAUCGGAAAUAUUUAGAAUAUGGACUUUGGCCUGAUUUGGAGCCCGGUGAGGUACGCUCCGAUUCUGAGGAGGAUAGAGAACACAAACCAAAUUCUCCUAUUCCUUCAACCUCAGUAUCUCUUCCGGAACGGCAACGUGGGGAUAGAUUAUUAGAAUCAAAACUAACAACUCCACUGGAGAGGAACAAGUUCUGUUCGUUUGCACUUGAUCAGACAAUCACUCCAGAUACUAAAGCUUUGCUAGAGCGUGCAAAAUCUUUGUCCUUCUCGAGAGAAGACAGUUGGUCUUUUCUGGAUGGUGACACACAUUUUCCUAAUUUGAGAAGUAGAAAGGAUACGGAAAAGGUUGAACCAACACCGCGACCAACGCCUUCGUGGUACAUGAAAAAGAAGAAAAUUCGAAGCGAAUCUGAGGAUAAACUAGAUGACCGAAAAGAAGAUCCUAAGCCAGAAGACCAAGAACGAAGAGAACUCUUUGCUUCUCGCUUUCUUCACAGCUCAAUUUUUGAGCAAGACUCGAGACGUCUUCAGCACCUGGAACGAAAGCAUGAAGACCCACAAUACGGUAUGGGCUAUCCAGCUGCUCAGCAAGGCCAAACUGAGCCUGAUUCUGAACCGGUGGUACUCUUCCAUGAUCGCUUUUUGGAGUUAACAAGGCUGCAGCAGCAGAAGGGAAAAGACCAGUCUCAGCAAGAGUCCAAGAAAGAAGAAAGUGUGGACGAAAGAGCUACUGAUAAAACACAGGAGGAAGAACAACCUCCUCAGCAGCAUGGUACUGUUGAACCUGACACACAGCAAACAGAGAUUAAACCAAUCAGCCCGGUACAAGCCACUCAGGCAAGUCCUGUCCAGACCCUUCAUGUAAAUGCUACACAAGAAAUUCAGAUUACACCACCUAUCUUAACAGUUAAAGAAAUGUCCCCACAACUAGAGUCAGGAAAUGUUGAAACUUCUCCUAAGGAACUUGGUGCUACAAUAAAAGAAGAAGAAAAGCAGCCUGAACAGCUCUUUGUUCCUCAGUUACAACUGGUGCCUCAAGAAUCCUCAAACAGCUCAGAAUGCCAGGAGUCUAAGACUUCAGUUAAUGAGACCAAAAUGAGCCCAUCUAAUGAAUUGGAAAUAACGUAUGACGGAGAUGUUGAGCAUUUUUCGAACAGUGAGCCACUGGCCACUGAGACACAAGUGAGCUAUGAAGCAGAAGCUGAGUCACAGUCAGAGCUCCCUGAACUACAAAACUCUCUUUCCCCUAUGAUUGUAGAUGAAGGUGAAAGAUUAGAGAAACCAGAGCCUGUGGCCAUAGGAGUCGAACCUCCAGCCAAAGAAGUUGAUCAAAAAUGUGCUGAGAGUUUUGCAGUUGAGGAACCAAUUUCUCCUCCUCCAAGGUCAAGAAAUAAGAAGGCUAAAGCUUCCCCUACAACACCAGUAGCCUCUUUGAGCUCACCAAACACACCAGAUAAGCAAAGCACACGAAAAAGUGAGCGCAUUGAUAGAGAAAAACUUAAACGUUCAUCUUCUCCAAGAGGCGAGUCUUCUAAAGCAGUUUCAGAUACUAAGUCAACUGGCAAAUCUCCUAUACAUAGCCCUGAUACAGAGCAAGGUAUAGAACAAAAUGUACUUCCUGUAAGGGCAAGGCGUAGGAAUGUACGUUCUGUUUAUGCCACCCCAAUUGAAGAUGAAUCUGCUCCACAAACUGGCAAAGACGUCGAAUCACCUCGUGGUGCACGCAAGCGCGGUUUAGACAAAGAUGGACAACAACCUGAACCAGAUGGCAUUACCGCACCAGCAACAUCAAGACGUGGACGUCCACCUAAGAAUCGGCGCCAAGGAGAGGAUUUUUCAACUGGAAAGAGUGAGCGGUCAAAAAUAACCGAGACCAAAGAGGUAGAUAUUGGUGAAAUUGGAAACAUUGAAGCAGUCACUAAAGUAGGUAAAGGCAAACACACUCCCCACUUACAAAGAGCUAAUCAAGUUGGUACCUCUGUGUCAGGAUUAGGGAAAAAAGGAGAUAAAAUGUCUGAGGCUUGUAUUCAAAGGGUAGAUCCUUCUGAGAUGGACAUGGACUCUCAGGAAAGCACUAUCCAGCAUGAUGGUGAUCCUUCCAUGGAAAAUGAGUCAAAGGAGGAACACGUAUUGCAAAAUUCAGAAACAAAACCGGAGAAAGACACAGUGACUCAAAUGGAAAGGGCCACUGGAAGCCAAGAAAAACUAACAAAUCCUAUUCAUGAGCACUCAACUUUUGAUAAAAGUGGAAGAACAAAGCCAACUCGACUAAACCGCAAUCCAAAACUAAUGACGGAAGAUAAAUCUGUUUUUCUCAGAAAUCUCAGAAUCAGGCUUGAUGUCACAGAAGUAAAAGCAAUGCUUCAGACAGGAGAGGAUGAUUCUGGACAGGAUCAUUCUAAAAAAAAUAUGCCAAGUAUAUCUCCAAAAGAUCAGAUACUAGAACCUAGAGUUGAGAAAGAUGUUUUGGAGAAUGACAGUGAAGUUAAAGAAGAGUCUGUAACUCCUCCCACAAAGGUCAAGGAUCCCCAUGAGGCAUUGUUAUCCCAGCAGAUGGAGCUGGAACAAGCUGUUGAGAACAUUGCCAAGCUUACAGAAGACUCUACUCCACUUCAGUGUAAAAGCCCAUCAGAGCCACAGCCUCCUUUAUCCCAAGUUGUAGAGGAGCCUGAAUGUGAACCAGAGGAAGAAAAACCUGCAAAUCCUGCUAGUGAAACUGAACUUGCUGCUGCUAUUGAUUCCAUUACUUCUGAAGACACGUCUUGCAGCCUAACACAAGACCAAGGAAUCAUGGACUCUGAUGUUCAAACCAUGGGCCCAGAUGCUAAAGUUGCUGAAAGUAAUAACUCGGGUACUGUCCAAGAGGACAGUAAUACAGGAACACCAAGGAAAGGGGGUAAAGGCAGAGCAAAAGCCCAGAAGAGGGCCAAAGGUCAAAAGGCUGCUGUGAACAAAAAGGAAGCAAACAAGGAAAUACAGGACACCGAGAGACUUUGUGUUAAAUCUCCUGAAUGCAUACCUGCAGAGUUGCCAACUGUCGCAGAGAUUUCCUCACCAGAUACUGGUGCUGUGAUCACUCCCUCAACUAAGCUGGAUCAGAGUUCAACAGCAAAUGUCUCUGAUGCUGUUAAAAUGACAGAGGUCCCACUUAAAGAACAAUCUGACUUGCCCAAACCAUCUUGUCAGGCAUCUAACAAAAGCCCAACAUCUCUCAAGCCACAUCCUCACCCUUAUGAGUGCACAUCUCCCUCUCUUUCCCCCACAAGCAUUUGCCUUAAGCCACAUCAAAGUAGACUUCCAGUUUCCCCUACUGAGAGGUUGACUAAGGAGACUGCAUUACUGUCCCCUUCAGUGACACCUGUGGCUUCAUUAGAAAAUCCAACAUUGCUCUCUGAUUCUGCCCAUGAUGCCAAUACCAGUGAUUUACGUAAAAUUCUCACAAAACCAAGAAGUAUUCCAAACCCAGAUAUUGGUGCUACACCUGGAACCAUGCAUGCAAGGGAGAGUGAUGCCAAGAGUACAGCACAUGAACAGAGGCAGUCUUCUAUUUCAGCCCAGCCCAUAGUUCGACCACCAGCUUCCCUACCAUCCCCAGAAACAAAAGUCUUUAGUGAGAAGUCUGUGAUUUCUGUCAUUGCCUCCACUGCUACUUCUGUGAUCAGUCGAGUUUGCAAUCCUUCUGAGUCUGAGGAGAAGCCCAGUAUUCCUAUGGGAAAUCCUUUUGUGGACAAGCAGCCUUCAAAACAGAUGUAUCAGCCCAGCAUAGAGGAAAGUAGCACUUACCACUUACCACCAGUUGGAGAAGAAGGUGGAAAUGCAGGUCGCUAUAUAGUGGAGAGCACAUCCCUGAGUACAGGUCCUAGUACAGGCCUCAGAGUGAACACCUCAGAAGGAGUUGUAGUGCUGAGUCACUCUGGUCAGAAAAUUGAGGGACCACAUCGGAUUAGUGCCAAGAUCAGUCCGAUCCCACCCCCUAGUGCAGUAGACAUAGAAUCCCAGCAGCUGGUAUCCAUGCCCCAGAUUAAGCAGGAACUUUACAGUUCUUCUCAGCCUGCUACUCCUAAGGGUUCUCUGCCUCCCUCUGACCACAGUCAUUCCCUGAAGUCACAGCCUGUCUCCUCUAUUAAGCAAGAAUCUGUACUGGACAAAUUGGACCCAUACCCUCCAGUUCAAAGUGGAGUUGUUAAAAGACUACAGCAAACACCUGGACCUUCUCAAGUAAUGGGUUUCCAUCAUUCAGAAUAUGCAAUGCUAAUGAAGCAUCCCAAGAAAGGUGAAGUAAAUGAGCCCGUUAAAGUAGACACUGUGAAAUCUGCAUGGGUGUCAACUAUUAGCCCUGCCAUAAGCCCUCACCUUUCCUCUCCAGGUGGUAAUCAUGUUGGGUUUAUAUCAGGCACACCUACAGAGAGAGCACCAUCACAUAUUCAGCCCAAGCAGGAACCACGUUCCCCACGAAAAUCUGGACACCCUCCUUCCCCCUUUGCUAAAGUGUCUUCUCCUAUUGGCUCCUCAUCACCCAAAGGUGUAUCUAUGGUCUUGCCAACUGGUUUGCCUGCAAUAUCUCAGUAUGUUCCCAGUGUUCAUCACUCUGAGCAGUCAGUGAUCAUGCCUCCUCACAGCACACAUGGUAAUCUUGGAAGAAUGUCGCCUCACCGGGUUAGUCAGGCCAUUCCCAUCAGUCACCUUUCUCAGGGAGAAGUAAGAGUUAAUACACCUCCACUGCCAAUGAUGAACUAUGGUAUUCACUCUGAGGGCCUUGCCUCAACCUGGCCUUCUGGUCAGCAACGCCCUACAUCUCCCCAGGCUGUGGGAAACAGAGAAAUGGUCCUCAAAGUCAACCCAGGAAAUUCCAGAGGUCAUGAAGGAGGUGAGGAAGAAGCGAGACGUUUUCAUCAAGCACUUGGAAGAUCAUCAGCAACUCAGCUAAAAUCGGAGACUCUACCUGCAGGAUACCGUGGGUCUCUUCACAGUGAACUGUCACUGGAACGAUUUAACAUGUCAAGAGAUAUGCGAAUGCUUAUGCACCACCAGCAGGGGGAGCGUCCCGCUGCAGAGCUGCACCAGGGGCACAUUGCUGAAGUUGUCCCUCCCACCUCAACCCCUACCAGCAUUACAGCGUCUUUGUCUCCUCGAGCACAUCUUUUACCCAAAGGUGUGUCUGACAAGGAUCCUUUGAAGCAGUCUGAACUGAAGAGGUCCACAUCACCCUCUGGAAAAGAUGGAAUGAUGGGAAUUCGUGGUUCUGUGCCUGCCAUGGCUUCACCUCAACGGGUACAGUUGAUCCCAUCGGGUGCUGUUCCAGCCUUUUCUGAGUAUUCAACCAUGUACACGAACUUGCGCACAGUCCACUCCCAGUAUCCUGAUGGUUCACCUCUGGGUAUUAGCCAACCACCUCGCAACAUCACACCCUCACAGGGUGUUCAAGAAUCAGAUCACAGUCAGCCACAGCCUGAAGGGAACAUGGAGCAUGUUGGACACCAACAAGUCAACAUGGUACAGCUUCUAACUAAGUACCCAAUUGUGUGGCAAGGCCUGUUGGCACUGAAGAAUGACACCGCUGCUGUCCAGCUGCAUUUUGUAUGUGGAAACAAGUCUCUUGGCCUGAGGUCACUUCCCUUGCCAGAAACUGGUGCUCUCCUCCGUAUUGUCCAGAGGAUGAGAUUGGAGACACCACAGCUUGAAGGAGUAGCUCGCAGAAUGACUGGUGAAAGUGACUUCUGCCUCCUGUUGGCCAUGCCAUGUGGCCGAGAUCAGGAGGAUGUCGUGAGCCAGACACAAGCCCUGAAAUCAGCCUUCAUCAACUAUUUGAAGGCCAAGCUUGCUGCAGGCAUCAUCAAUGUACCCAAUCCUGGUUCCAAUCAGCCUGCCUACGUGUUGCAGAUUUUCCCACCAUGCGAGUUUUCACAGAGCCAUCUGUCACGUCUUGCUCCGGACCUCCUCAGCCAGAUCUCCAGUAUCUCCCCUCACCUUAUGAUUGUCAUCACAUCGGUGUGAUUCUGAAUUCCUUAAACCAAGCUCUGCGCACCUCAAAUUUCACAUCAGUGGAUAUCUUUGCAUCUACAGCGCCAAGACACUGAUCUCUGGAGACAUUAGUGUCCUAUGUUCGGAAUCGUAACUUCUACAUAUCAGUCUUUUUGCCUCUAGUCCAUCUUUCUUCUGAUGGUCCUCUCUCCCCAAACAGGUCUACCUGCAACACUACUCCAGAUUAUGUACAAGCUAAUUUGACCAUUUCUCUGCUGUAUUUGUAUUUAUUGGUGAAUUUUUAUUUUUACUCAUGGAAGUUCUUUGGGAAAUCAGGAUGUUUGAAGAACAAGGGGGGGGAAAGAGGCAAACAAGUGACGGAGUGGAUGACUUUCUUCCUUCAGUGAUUUUUGGUUCUAUUAAUUUUUUUAAAAAGGUGGAUCAUAGAGAUCAUUGUAACAGACUAAUCAGUUUUUAAGUAGUCAUGCACAUGGGUCAGUGCUCCCUACUGGGAAGAAAUAACAUUUGAGAAUGUAUGUUUCAGGGGAUUUACUCAUCAGCCUUGCUAUGUCACUCACUUUGCUAAUGCAGAUUACAGUAGGCUCAUCCACUGACUGAGCAGCAGACAGAGCUGUGGGACUCUGGAGUUUUUGAAUUGCAGGACUGUAAAUAUUUUAAAUAUUUAAAACCUUGGCAAGUUGGCUUAAACCCAGGAGAGUUGCCCUUUUAUUAUUCUCAACCAUGGAACUAAUACCUGAAAGCAAGGGAAGAGAUGAGCGAAGAACAUCGACAUAAAAACCGAACUUAAAUUUGUUAUGUAAAUACCGAAGACUUGUGGGCUGGCAGCUCUUGCAAGGGUUUGUUGCGGGCACUUCAAAUUUUCUUACUCAAAUAAAGAAAAAAAGAAAAAAACAUCCAGAAAACUUGAAUAUAACAGUCA